This is a messenger RNA of Cladocopium goreaui, 495 nucleotides long. The record is from the annotation of a GenBank genome assembly. Lineage: Eukaryota; Dinophyceae; Suessiales; Symbiodiniaceae.
GCCGCAGUCACCAAAGAGGAGUGUCAGGUAGUCGAGGCGGAAGCCAAAGAAGGAGCCGAAAAAGCCACUGCCAUCAAAGAAGAUGCAGAGAAAGAUCUGAACGAAGCACUGCCUGCACUGAACGUGGCAGAGAAGGCGCUGAAAGCCUUGAAGCUCUCGAGCCUGCAGGACCUACGAAACAUCUCACAACUUGGAUACUGGGUCGAGAUCAAGGCUUUGGCCAAGCCGCCGGAUGGUGUGAAGUUGACCUUGGAGGCUGUUUGCGUGAUGUUUCAGGUCAAGCCGAUCAAGAAAGCAGACCCGAAUCAGCCGGGAAAGAAGUUUGAUGACUACUGGGAGGCUUCUCAAAAGGGACCACUGAGCGAUCCCAAGAAACUUCUGGACGAUCUCUUUGAGUUUGACAAGGACAACAUCGCGGAACCUGUCAUCAAGAAGAUCUCAGAGUACGUGGACCGUGAGGAGAUUCUACUUGAUCCACGGACCUGCUGUUCCUAG